Phyllopteryx taeniolatus (common seadragon) is the source of this 1271-nucleotide messenger RNA. It is a transcript of the gene sdr39u1, whose product is annotated as short chain dehydrogenase/reductase family 39U, member 1. The coding region runs from base 125 to 1063 and encodes 312 amino acids. The record is from RefSeq and is a predicted model, not a curated record. Lineage: Eukaryota; Metazoa; Chordata; Actinopteri; Syngnathiformes; Syngnathidae. The transcript has 6 exons.
ACGGUAGGUCCAAAAAGAGAGAAGCAGCUGAGGUGUUGUAUUUAAGUGACACUAUUCAUUGCCCGACACCACGUCUGGACGUCACAUUAAAUACUAACACUGGAAAAACCGUAUUUGACUUAUAAUGAGAGUCGUCAUAGGAGGUGGUUCUGGUUUUGUGGGUUGUGAGUUGACUCGCCUACUCAGAGACAAAGGUCAUGAAGUCACGGUGAUCUCCCGCCACCCCGGUCCCGGGAGGAUAACAUGGGGUGAGUUGGAGUCAUCUGGCCUCCCGCCAUGUGAGGGCGCUGUCAAUUUAGCAGGAGAAAAUCUCAUGAACCCACUGCGAUGGUGGAACGAAAGCUAUAAGAAGGAUUUGUUUUCCAGUCGCAUCGACAGCACAAAAGCUCUGACUGAAGCGAUCGCGGCAUCCCCCAGUCCUCCCCACUCGUGGGUCCUGGUGUCAGGCGUUGCGUGCUAUAAGCCCAGUCUUAUAGCCGAAUACACGGAGGACAGUGAGUGGACGCCGUUCGAUUUCCUCUCCAGGCUGGUGAAAGAGUGGGAAGCCGCUGCACUGCUGCCAGAAAGUGUGACAAAGACCACGAAGCAAGUGGUAGUCAGGCCGGGGGCAGUGUUGGGCCGUGAUGGAGGCGCCAUGAAGCAGAUGUUGCUUCCCUUCUGGUUGGGCCUGGGCGGCACCCUGGGCUCGGGCCAGCAGCCCUUCCCGUGGAUCCAUGUGUCGGACCUGGCUGGCAUCAUCGCCCACUCCCUGGUGCCACCCUCCGAUGCGCCACCCUUCUCGGAGGCCCCCUCUGGUGUACCGCCAUCCUUCCCCCAGGUCCUCAAUGGGGUGGCGCCCGCCCUCAACACAAACUACGAGUUCACCAAGGAGCUGGGGCGGCUGCUGAGUCGUCCCACAAUCCUCCCCGUGCCCGCCUUCGUGCUUAACACACUGUUGGGCUCGGAAAGAGCCAUAGUAUUAGCUCAGGGCCAGAAGGUGGUACCCAAGAGGACUUUGGAGACCGGGUUUCAGUACAAGUACCCAGACUUGACGUCGGCCCUCAAAGAAAUUGUCGCCAGUUAAAAAAAAACAAAACAAACUUACACUAUGAGGGACAACCUCAGUCCACCAACUGAGGGCAGUGUAUUACUAUUAACAACGGGUUGUUCAUGUAGUGUAAGAAAUAUGGUAAUCCUAACUUCCUUUGCAUGUUUAGCUCCACUGAUGCAAAAACAGCAUUUUGCAUCAUGUUUACACUGUAUAAAAGGACAAAUAAAUAUUUUGAGCUGUA